AUGGCGUUUCCGGACAAGGGAACGAAUUUUCGCUGGAGUAGUUGGAGUGAUCGGCCUCAUAAACCUUGUGAUUUCAGCGCCUUAGAUCUUUCAGGGGACUCAGUCUGCCUUCAAAAAGAAAAGGUAUCAGCAGAAAGGAUGUUGACUAACUGCCUGACAAAUUCUCAGGAGUUAGUGAGCUUUAAUGAUGUGACUGUGCAUUUUACUCAAGAGGAAUGGACCUCCCUGAACCCAGCCCAGAGAUACCUCUACAAAGACGUGAUGUUGGAGAACUACCAGAACCUGGCCACAGUAGGAUAUGAGCUCAUCAAACCAAGUCUGGUCUCUUGGUUGGAACAAGAAGAGUUUAGUACAGGUCAGAAGAUAGUUUUCCCAGAGUGGAAAAUGCAGCUUGAAACCAAAUGUUCAACAUUCCAGCAGGAAUUUUUGAAGGGUAACAUAUCCAAUGGGAUGCAAAUGCAGACAGGAAGCCAGAGUGGAAGGGAGCUCUAUAACUGGACAAAAUCUGGAGAAUUCGUCAGUGAUCUCUCAUCCCUUAAAACACAUACGAAAACUCAAACUACACAGGAUAAUUAUGAUUGUAGUCAGGAUAGAAAAGAUUUUCUAAUGGUUCAGAAGAAAAACUGUGCUGGUAAGAAACUUUCUGAGUUCAAUCAGAGUGAAGAAACCUAUAUGAUCCCAGUUAAGAUUAAUCAGAAAAUUGCUACACAAGAGAAAUAUUUGGAGUGCAGUGACUGUGGGAAGUCUUUCAUUAAUCAGUCACACCUUCAGACACAUAGAAGAAGAACUCACAAUGGAGACAAACUUUAUGAUUGGAAUGAAUAUGGGAGAAGUUUUAUAAACUCAAGACUUGCUGUGCUUAUAGAAACUCUCAAUGCAAAGAAACCUUACAGAUGCAAGGAAUGUGGGAAAGGCUAUAGAUACCCUGCAUAUUUAAAUAUUCACAUGCGGACUCACACUGGUGAGAAGCCUUAUGAAUGUAAAGAGUGUGGGAAAGCCUUCAAUUAUUCCAAUUCAUUUCAGAUACAUGGACGAACUCACACUGGAGAGAAACCCUAUGUAUGUAAUCAGUGUGGGAAAGCUUUCACUCAGUACUCAGGUCUUAGUAUACAUGUAAGAUCUCACAAUGGUGAUAAGCCCUAUGAAUGUAAGGAAUGUGGGAAAGCCUUUCUUACAUCCUCACGACUUAUUCAACAUACAAGAACUCACACAGGAGAAAAGCCUUUUGUGUGUGUCAAAUGUGGGAAAGCCUUUGCUAUCUCUUCAAAUCUUAAUGGGCAUUUGAAAAUGCAUACCGAAGAGAAGACAUGUGAGUGCAAGAUUUGCGGGAAAGCAUUUGGAUAUCCUUCAUGUCUUAAUAAUCACAUGAGAACUCACAGUACCAAAAAAUCAUACACAUGUAAGGAGUGUGGGAAGGCCUUUAACUAUUCCACUCACCUUAAAAUUCACAUGCGAAUCCACACUGGAGAAAAACCCUAUGAGUGUAAGCAGUGUGGAAAAGCCUUCAGUCAUUCCACUUCAUUUCAGAUACAUGAAAGAACCCACACUGGAGAGAAGCCCUAUGAAUGUAGGGAGUGUGGGAAAGCUUUCAUCUGUCCCAGCUCCUUCAGAAUUCAUGAAAUAAGUCAUACUCACACAGAAGAAAAACCAUAUAAGUGUCAGCAAUGUGGAAAAGCCUAUAGCCAUCCUCGUUCACUUCGAAGGCAUGAAAGAACUCACUAGUGAGAAGCCUAAUUGAUGUUAGCUAUGUGAGAAAGCAAUUAUUUGCUUUAGUUUACUUUGAAGACAUGAUGGUACUCACACUUGAGAGAGACUAUUAUAAUUAUAUCCAUAGCUUGGAGCAGUACUGUGUGACAGCUCCUCAGGAGGCUGAAGAUGGGGGAUAAAUUUAAAGCCAUAUUGGGUAACAAAAAUACUCUAUAUCAAAAAAAUUAAAAUGAAUGCUGACAAGAAGGCUCAGUGGAUAAAAGUACUUGCUGUGAAUGUCUUACAACUUGAAUUUGAUCCACAUCUAAGUAAAGUAGACAGAUACAGUGUCAUGCAUCUGUAUUCUCAGCAGUCCUACAAGAUAGGAGACAGAGGAAGGAGAAUCACCUGGAGGCUUAUAGGCCAGCUAGCCUGGAGUAUGCAGCAUGGCUGAAAAAACAAGAAAGGCUCUGCCCUGCCUCAACAAGGUAGAAGAACCAAUGCAUUAAAUUUGUCCUCUGGCCUCCAUAUGUUAGUUCACUUUCCCACAUAUGCUGUAGAAUAAAUAAAAUCUUAAAGGAUUAAAAUGUUAGUUGUUGAGAUGGCUCAGCAGAAAAAAACAUUCUCCAUACAAUACUGACAGCCUGCAUUCUUUCCCUAGGUCUCCACAGGGUAAGGAGAGAAUUGGCACUUACAAGCUGUCCUGUGACCUCCACAUGAAUGCUGGGGCACACAUGCCCUCAUUCCAGCCCCCAAUAAUAACACAUUUUAAAAACUAAAACGAGGGACUCUUGGAGAUGGCCCAGACAGUUACAAGCACCUGUUCCUCUUGCAGAGGACAUGGUUCAAUUCCCAGCCUUCACAUAACUCUAGUUGCAGGGAAUCUGAUACCCUCUUUUGGUUUCUGAGCACUCAGUGUACAUAGAGUGCACAUGUAUAGGCAAAAAUACUUACACACAUAAAGAUGGUAACAAGGAAAGGGGAAAGGAAGUUGCAGUAAGUCCAUUAGGGAAGAGUGACUGAUGUCCUCAGAAGGUUAAGGUGCAGCAGGAUGCAUACAGAGAAGACCAUAGGAAGUCUUCAAAUGGCCUACAAAUAGAGAAAAAUGGCUACCACAAGAAGAAAUACUAUGGCCUCCAGAGGAAACUAGCUGAGUUAUGCUGAUCUUUGAUUUCCAGUCUCCAAGGUACCUGGUCUGUUACUUAGUUUCAUAAGCUCAUAUAUAUAAAAAUAAAUAAAGUAAACCUUUAGACUAUCCAAAAGCUUUACUUACAUGCAGGUCUGAGUGCAGUGGCCCAUUUGUACAACCCUAAAAUUUGGGAGGCGGAAAUAUGAUUGAGUUUAAAACCUGUGCUUGCUUUUGUUUCUUUUUGUUAGACAUUUUUCUUCAAUAUCCAAUCUUUAAACAUCAAAUCAAGGGGUGAGACUAAAAUGAUAGUUACACAUACAUGUAGGUAAAACACUCAUGCCCUAAAAUAAUGAAUAAAUCUAUAAAUCUCUUUUGU
Molecule: messenger RNA, 3191 nt
Organism: Phodopus roborovskii (desert hamster)
Lineage: Eukaryota; Metazoa; Chordata; Mammalia; Rodentia; Cricetidae
Product: zinc finger protein 426
Exons: 7
Coding region: 1-1722 (573 amino acids)
Biological process (GO): regulation of DNA-templated transcription
Source: RefSeq, a predicted model, not a curated record